AUGAGAUUAUUGAGCAUUUUUCUUGUUUUUCUAGCGGCUGAUGCAAAGAGAAAGAAACGAGGAAGAGUCAGGGGAGGAACAAAAGUUCGCAGUGCAACCAAAUAUCCUUCUUACGUCGCGAUGUUGCGGUUUAAUCAACAUUACUGUGGCGGAUCGAUUCUGGACGAAACAACGAUUCUAACCGCCGCCCACUGCAAACCCCGAAACAGUGAUCUCGUCGCCUUCGGAACAAACAAGCGAGCGGAACACCUUUCAAGCAGCGAAAAACGCACCAACACGGUCGGAAUCAAAAGCGUCAAGCUGCUCGGCAGAAAGCUCACUGGCAGCUCGCACAGCAAAUGGGACGAGAAGAUUUGGGACAAUGACUGGGCAAUCGUAAAAUUGGCGAAACCGAUUCCACUUGGACGAACUGCUGCGAAGGCGGAGCUUGCUACUUGGAAGGAAUUCGAGGAAAAUUUAUUGAACGGAUCAAAUAAUAAAUGCACAAUUAUUGGCAACGGCAUAACAGAUGUCAAAGGACAAUUUUCAGAGGUUCUAAAAGAAGGAACAGUGACUUUCGUCUCCGAGAGUCCGAAAACAUCUGGUUUCCGAACAAUUUGGAACUGCAACAAGAGAUCCGGCAAAAACUGUCUUCUCUUCAGAAACAGCAACAGGGCGAUCGUCGGUGCUGGCGACUCCGGUGGGCCGAUUUUCUGCAAGGGCGACGGUGGCAAAAUGAAAACGUACGGAGUUGCUUCCUGGGCCUCGAAAGAUGGCAAGUCAGAUGAUAAUACUUUGACGAUGGGAUUUGCGCCUGUUUUUUCGCCUGAUGCCCAGAAACACUUUGGCCAGUGGAAUCCCCAAAAUAGGCCGCCAAAUGCCAGCACUUUCAAGGGUUUUGACGAGUUGAUGAAUCACAUUGGAAACUCGCCCGGAUGCACCUGCCCCCAAGAAAACAAGCCGCCACAGGCUCCCCAGCGAAAGCAAUACAGACAGCCUCAAUACAAGUCACCCCCUUCAUAUGCCCGAAAUUCCCCUUCUCGAUCGUCGUAUUCCGGCUCUUCUUCGUCGAACAACAGAUAUCCGUCGAGAAAGCCCACGUAUAAUUCUCGCAAUUCUGCUUAUUCCCGUUCGUAUAAUUCUGGCUCUGGUUCCCGAAAUUUUGGCAACUCUGGAUCACGUUCGAACUCUCAGCCCAGCUACAGAAAUCGAAUGAGCGGACAAUACAGAGGAUAA
This is a messenger RNA of Oikopleura dioica, 1215 nucleotides long. Lineage: Eukaryota; Metazoa; Chordata; Appendicularia; Copelata; Oikopleuridae. The record is from the annotation of a GenBank genome assembly.